This is a messenger RNA of Cladocopium goreaui, 1337 nucleotides long. The record is from the annotation of a GenBank genome assembly. Lineage: Eukaryota; Dinophyceae; Suessiales; Symbiodiniaceae.
AUGCCAUGUCCUGAGAAAAGCCUUGCGGCCAAGAUCGCGGCUGCCUUGCCUUGUUGCAUCCCAUGGAAUGACUGGCAGCGGCUCUGGCACAAAAGCAUUUCGUUGCUUCAUCUUCCCACCGCUUCUUGCACGCAUCAGCUCUACAGAGAUACCAUGCGUGACCGCUUCGGGGAGGCUGGUGUCGAAGCUCCUACUUCGCUCACUUCCGCUGAUUUCAUGCAUUGCUUGCAAACCAUCCAGAAUGUUGCCCCGGCGCCUGCUUUGUCUGCCGACCAGCGCCCAACUGAUUCCGACUUUCUCGCAGCUGCUAUUGCAACUGCGUUGCUGCGCUGCAUCUCAUGGAAUGAUUGGCAGCGGCUCUGGGGUCGCGUUGUCGUUCAUUCACCCUGCCCCACUUCUGUCUGUACAUACUUGAUGUAUCAGCAGACCAUGCUGUCUAAAUUUCCUGCUGCCGGCUUCACGGACGCGCCUGCUGUCUUUCCAGAUGACUUCGCAACCUGGUUCGAGAACAUUCUCCGACAGCUUCCUGUGCCAGCAUCAUCGUCACCUGACGUCAGCAUGGCUCCGCCUGAUGAGCUCGCCGCCGCUCUCAUUGCAGCUUUGCCGCGCUGCAUUCCCUGGAAUGAUUGGCAGCACUUGUGGUCCAAAACUGUCGCACGUCAUCAUUUGGCUACUUUGCCUUCGUCUAUGCAGGCUUUUCGCAAUUCCAUGCUCCAAAAAUUCCCCUGUUCCAGCCCUACAGCUGCAGCGCCUCUUGCCCCACAUGAAGCGGAAGCCUUGCUGCAAGACAUCUCUGCCAUUUUGACCUCCAAGACGCCCGCCGAUGAACAGUGCCCAGCCUUGCACGCGAACCUGCUCGAACUCCUUGGCAAGCCUCUCACGUGGAACCAGUGGCAGCGAUGCUUUGCCAUUUGCAGUGCGUGUUUGCAACACCCCCCUGCACCUCCAAACUUGCAUGCCUCACCCGACGUUUUGGGAAGCGCGCGCCUCUGUCUCCAUCGUCCAGCCGCCCUCUUUUGCAUUCACGCUGCUUGCGAAAAGGUUCUUCCUUUUCGUUGCGCUCGGCUGUCACGAGGUUGGUGAAGGAUCUCUCGCAGCUUUCCGUCAACGACGUCCUCUGCCAAGGCACCAUUGACAAGCUCAACCACAACCUCUUGCGGCUCAAACAGCGCCUAGCCGUCGCCACACUAAUUGUGCGGCGGCAAGUCACGCCUCGCAGCUUGCGCAAUUUGCGGCCUUUUCGAAAACGUCCAGUACUUAUGUAGCAACUUUUUGCCAUUCUCAGCUUUCGGACUUUGGUUUCACUUGCGCCGGCAAGCCUCGGCCCACAGCAGUGC